AUGCAGAACCUCAACGCCGCCAGCCUGGCCGUGGCAGUCACCGCCCUGCUCGCGGCCCUGCCUGGUGCUCAGGCCGGCUUGUACGCAAAGAACUCGCCCGUCCUGCAGGUCACCGCCAAGACCUAUGACCAGCUCAUCGCAAAGUCGAACCACACCUCUAUCGUCGAGUUCUACGCUCCCUGGUGCGGGCACUGCAAGAACCUGCAACCAGCAUACGAAAAGGCGGCCAAGCACCUCGAGGGCAUCGCCAAGGUCGCCGCCGUGGACUGCGACGCAGACGAGAACAAGGCGUUCUGCGGCUCCAUGGGCGUCCAGGGCUUCCCCACCCUCAAGACCGUGCGGCCAGGCAAGAACAAGGGCUCCAAGCCCAUCGUCGAGGAGUUCCAGGGACAGCGUACCGCCAAGGCCAUCGUCGACGCCGUCAGUGACAAGAUCAACAACCACGUCACGCGCGUCACGGACAAGGACUUUUUGAGGUUCCUGGCCAAGGACGACAAGCCCAAGGCCAUCCUGUUCACCGAAAAGGGCACCACCAGCGCGCUGCUUAAGAGCCUCGCCAUCGACUUCCUCGACGUUAUUCACAUUGCCCAGGCGCGCAACAAGGAGGCCGAGAUUACCGAGAAGUUCAACAUCAAGAAGUACCCUACUCUUGUGCUACUCAACCCAGAGUCCUCCGAGCCUCUUGUCUAUGACGGCGAGAUGAAGAAGGCGCCCCUGCUCAAGUUCCUGUCACAGGCUGGCCAGCCCAACCCGGACCCCCCCGUCAAGGCCAAGAAGGCGCCCAAGGACAAGAAGCCAUCCUCGAGCUCGAAAGAGGCCAAGCCGUCCGAGUCCUCGGCUGAGGCGACAGAGCCGUCCGAAUCGCCCGUUGCCGCCGAGAAGCCUGCCGAGGUCGUUAUCCCUCCCCUCGAGACACUGGAGACUGCCCAGUUGACCGCAAAGUGCCUCAACACCAAGUCCAAGACGUGCAUAUUGGCCUUCGUGCCAUCUGCACACAGCGGUGCAUCUGACGAGGUGCUCGACAUCCUAGCCAAACUCGCUCACAAGCACUCCACUCAGAACCACAAGCUUUUCCCCUUCUACGAGGUCGACAUUGACGCCAACCGGGACGUCAUCACCACUCUUGGCCUCCAGGGCGCUGCUAUGAUUCUCGCCGUCAAUGGCAAGCGCAACUGGUGGCGCCAGUACGAGGGCGAGCUCACUACUGCCAACGUCGAGGCCUGGAUUGACUCGAUCCGCCUCAACGAGGGCAAGCGGUACAACUUCCCCGAGGGAUUCAUUGGCGAAGGUGCUGCGGCUGCAUCGUCUUCCAGCACAGCCACCGAGGCGGCGUCUGAGGUGCCGACCGAGACCGUCAUCGUCCACAUGGAGGAGGAAGUGGAUGUCCAGAUUGAGCCCGAGACCGACGCAGACCCUUCGCUGGCAGGCACGAUUCACGCCCAGCCAACUGCCGAGGAGAAUGCCCACGAUGAGUUGUAA
Microdochium trichocladiopsis is the source of this 1479-nucleotide messenger RNA. RefSeq lists its product as uncharacterized. Gene Ontology annotation, biological process: response to endoplasmic reticulum stress. The transcript is spliced from 2 exons. Gene Ontology annotation, molecular function: protein-disulfide reductase activity; protein disulfide isomerase activity. Bases 1 to 1479 code for a protein of 492 amino acids. Gene Ontology annotation, cellular component: endoplasmic reticulum lumen. The record is from RefSeq and is a predicted model, not a curated record. Lineage: Eukaryota; Fungi; Ascomycota; Sordariomycetes; Xylariales; Microdochiaceae.